Messenger RNA from Carassius carassius (crucian carp), 1241 nucleotides. RefSeq lists its product as uncharacterized. The record is from RefSeq and is a predicted model, not a curated record. NCBI's taxonomy places the organism in Eukaryota, Metazoa, Chordata, Actinopteri, Cypriniformes, Cyprinidae. The coding region runs from base 66 to 1010 and encodes 314 amino acids. The transcript has 9 exons.
ACCAGUUGGGACGAUUGACUAUUGAGAAUCGAACUCCCUCAAGAGAUAUCACAUCUGAAUGUCGAAUGAGGUCGACACGACCUCAAUAUGAAGAUCCAUCAGAAGACAUUGCUGAUACAACAGAUGGCACUUCACCUCGACGGUUUGAGGAGACACUUCAAUUGAUUGACAAAAAUAUUCAAGAACUCAAGGAGAGCUUAGACAGCCCAGACAUUUAUCCAUCAGAAACUUACAACAUACGGACCUGGGGUUUGCGGCAUGAACUAUGUGACGAAAAGUGGCAAAAAUCAAGACCACAUCUUUUAAAAGCCAUGUUAACAAGCGGAAGGACACCUCAACAAGCUUGCCAACAGUGUCAUGUGGAAGAGGCUGUUAUUCGAUGCAGAGACUGCCUCCCCAAAGAACUGUAUUGCAGUAACUGUGAUGUGUCAGUGCAUCACCAGUAUGUUCUACACAACAGGGAGUCAUUUGUGGGAGGAUUUUACAAAGCCAUGUCAACGAAAUGCAUCGUUACAAAAGACAGCACUGGUGAACAUGUAGUUAGUGAGCAAGAUUGUCUCCUACCGAUCGCUUUGCCCAACAAGAUUUGCUGUUGUGGUGCUGAGGAUGUUUCGGUGAAUGCUGGUCCUGCCAUUAUCUUCAUAAAUAUUAAUGGUCGCUAUGAUCUCUCCCUUCCUUUGGUAACCUGUAAGUCUUGCCUAAAAUCGUGGACACCUGAGGUCAAAGACCUUAUAUUAAAUGGGUACUGGCCUGGAACCAUUGAGUUUCAAACAGUUUACACUGUCGACCUGUUCAGUACCUUUGAAGACUUUAAAGUCACGGCACCUGGCCUAUCCACACAGGCCUUUGUGAGAAUGCUGCAAAGCGCUCAAUGCGUUCUGGCAGAGUUGGUACAAUAUCAGUGGACUGUUUUCAGCGCAGUUUUCUGGAAUGGACAUACUGUAGACAUGAGAUGGAAACACUUCUUGGAGAUGACCAUUUUUCCUGUUCAGCUUGCAGUCAGGAUAUGAUGGCAGUGUCUCUUGAUGGGAACAGGAAAAUGUACAGGUUUAAUCGCAACGGGAUAAAUGAAAAUCCAUAUUUUGAUGGAACCUUCUUUGCCAAAAAUGAAGAGGUUGCAGAGUUUUUGCAAACUAUUAGAGACAAAAUCAAAACUUCACCAGGCCGACCCAUUUGUGGAAACUCACACUUUAAAGCUGGUAGUGAGUCUAACAAGAAGUCUCAAUCCAAACUUGAUGAAG